Molecule: messenger RNA, 5728 nt
Organism: Rhipicephalus microplus (southern cattle tick)
Lineage: Eukaryota; Metazoa; Arthropoda; Arachnida; Ixodida; Ixodidae
Product: apoptosis regulator Bcl-2
Biological process (GO): intrinsic apoptotic signaling pathway in response to DNA damage; release of cytochrome c from mitochondria; regulation of apoptotic process
Cellular component (GO): mitochondrial outer membrane
Molecular function (GO): BH domain binding
Source: RefSeq, a predicted model, not a curated record
CAGGUUUGUGCUUUGUUCUGGUCUGCACUAGCGGACACUUCGACGUCGUUUUUCGGAAUUCGCGGGAGCCGUCGUUGCUGGUCUGAGGGCAUGACUCAUACACCACCUUGGCGACCACCACCAGCGGACGAAACGGCUUCCCUCUGUUAUUGUUCUGCAGCUACUACGGCGUUUGCCAUCGUGCGGCUAGCUCUCUCUUGUCUAUUGGCAUACUACUAACUUAGUGCGCGUGUUUAUUCUCUUGUUCGCCAUCAAAGAACUUGAAACUGGAGGGAUAUGGCAAGAAAGCUGGUCGAGGUUUCUGACGAUUCCGCUUCAUCGUCGAGCAGUGCCAACAGUGGCGAUGCAAACGGAGGACGAUCAACUCCCGCCGGCCUGCAACGACCGAUUCUUCUUCCUCUGCAGACUCAGAUGAGCAUUCCCCUCCCACUGCUACGCAGCACGCCGACACACGAGGAGACGCGGGAGGAAGGCAGAGUGCUUCUCAGCUCGUUUGUGGACUAUCAGGUGGCACAGGAAGGAGCAGACAUGGACGCAGAGGCCAGCAACGAGUCCAUUGGGGACAUGGUGUACAGCCACACCAUCGAUGAAGAGGAUAUUGGCACUCCGCAUAGCCGCACUGAGGCAGAGGCUCUGCACCCUGUUUACCGCAACAUGGGUCGCGAGCUGCGCGCCCUCGCGGACCGUUUUUCCCAGAGCCGGGAACGAAUACGGGUGCGAGAGGAAGCCAACUCAUUGGAUCUCUCGAGCUUGACCAGGGACAACCUCACAACGCUGAUGCUUGAGCUCUUUGAGGACGGCUUCAGCCGCGAGAGGCUGGUCACGUUUUUCUUCUUCUGCAGCGACCUUAUCCUGAAGUCAGUCCGUUGCUCCGUGGGCGGACUGCGUUGGCAGGUUGUUGCCUGGGUGUGGGCUUUCCUUCGAGACCGCGUCUGUUUCUGGGUGCUCCAGCACGGCGGGUGGGAGGCCGUGCUCACAAACUAUCUGCCCAAAUUGGCCAUCACAGCGGCGGGCUUUGCCGUGUGUGUGGGUGUUGUAUUUUACAUUUGGAAGAACUGGUGAGGGGAUGAGCCGGCUUUCGAAAGCCGCAGGAUGCGUCAUUGCUCAUUCUACAUGCCUUUUUUUUUCCUCCUCUGCCCAAUGUUCACUGGCAGGGAGAUUUCGUCGUUUGUUCGAGCUGUCGGGAAUGUGCCAUUGUUAAUUGUUGCCACGACCGCCCUUGCAUGCUAUCGUGAGGAUGUGAGCAUUGACAAAGCAUUGGCGGGCAGGCAGUCUUCCGUGUGCCUCUUGUCCGUUAUUCUCUUGCACUGCCGUGUUGACAUUCCUUGCACUGAGGUAUGUUGUUAUGCAGUCAUUAUUUAUCCAGACACUUUGCCAGCUAGUACCAAUGUGCCAGCUGGUUUUGAGUCUCUCAUUGAGCUAUGCUUUUGUGCCUUGGACUGUGAUAAUCAUAUAUGUACAGAGGCAGGAUGUUUGCCUUUGCAGCAGGCCACUUCAAAGAUUGCCCAUGCUCCACGGAAUAAUUUAUUCAAAGUAUCAUCUACUGAAACAUUUGUGUCUAAAAGUAACUUGGACAAACCUACCUGGUCUAUUUGGCCUAUAGUUUGGCCAUAAUGUUUGGCAAUAUUAGCGAUAAUAUUAACUAUGUAUAUACCACUUAAUUGAAAUCAUGCUAAAUUCUGAACACACAACUUUGUUUAACAAUAGUAAAAUAUCGUAAAAAGGCAAUUAGCCUUUAGUUCUUGUUUUCUAUAACCUCUAAAUUUAAACUUCAGGGCCACUCUCAUUGUUGCUUUCAAUUCUAGCAAAAUGUGUAGUAGGAGGAGCUGAUCUAAAAACAUUUUGCUUGUGUCAUGGGUGAUCUAUUUGAUGUGUGCUUAUUUAGGAAAUUCCUUUUGUCCAAGGUCGGCAAAGCAUGGUUCUUUGUUGGCCUUAUGUACGGCCUUUGCAUUGCUCACUGGACGAAACCAGCGUUUCCAGUGUUUUUGGUCCUCGCGUACUUGUCAGGCAUAGUAUACAUGCAUUUUGUGCAGCAUUAUGUAUAUUUGUGUUUGUGUGUUCAGAUCUCAUGUUUUAGAGAUAUUAUUGUAGCUUGUUCGCUUUUUUUAUGAGGCUGUCAGGCUUGCAAAGCAGCUGACAGCAACAUUGAUAUUUCACUGAGACUGUGAGAGUAUUUUUUAGAAUGUUCUGAAUGCUGAUUGAGUCGUGUAGCUCUUUUGCUGACACGUAUACACUUGGAUUGUUUGUUUUUCAGCGAUUUGAUUAAUUUUAAAGGCAGGUGUCUGUCACUUUGUGUAGCUGCCCAUACUUGGCUCUUCUACAAGCACUUUUUUUGUAGCGGCAUAUUUUGUUCCGGUCAUUUCCUGCCUUGUAGAUGUUUAUACAAGCAUCAUUGUUCCUAUGGAAUUUCGCUGGAGUGUACCCAGGGAACGCACAUUUAGCAGGCCUUCCAUGACGCAAAUUGCCAGCAAUAACACAGCACCCUAUCAUAUGGCUGUUGUGUGGCUCGGUCUUUCAGGAUGCGGAGCACCUUUAGUAGCAAACCACUCUCGUUGGGUCUGCAUGUAGCUCAAGUGGCCCACUUGCCAGUAAUGUGCCAUUUUUUUACCCUUUAGUUGCAGACAGUAAACUUGUCGCCUUAUUGUAAAAUUGAUUCACGUCAAAAAGUUUUCUUGACUUUCUUAACAGGGUGAAUGAAAUUUGUGACAGGCUUGCCUUUCCUUAAAAUUCAUGCCAUGGGCUAACAAAUAUAUUUCUUUGAGUUCAUGAAGAAAAAAAAAAAAAGAGGAGCGCAAGCCUUUUUGCUUAGUGGCAAAACCCCAAAAUUUCAUCCGUUCAGAUUUAUUUAUUUAUUUAUCUGUUCAAGUCGCCACAGCCUUAGCUACGCAUCAGAUUUCUUUAUAGUUUUUACUCUCUCAGGAUGAAAGUCCAACUCCGAGGUACCGGAAGGUUUUAUUCUUUUUUCAACAAAAAUUCAGGCCAUCAAUUUUCUAGGGUCGGCCAGUUUGCCGUUCCUGAAGAUCCAGCUUAGCCGAUAGAGGAGAGUUGACCUGUGUGACUGACAGUGAUGCAUUGAACCUUGUGUAGUGUUUUCUUGGUUUAUUUUAUUUGUUGUACUUUUUUGAAGUGUUCCUUCUGGCUAAUCACUUUGCUUUGUGUAACAUUUUCUUGCCUGCUUCAGUGUUGAGCGUAAUUUUUUUUAAACGAGCUGCUGUAGUAAUGGCAAAUGGAGCACUGUGUCAUUUUGUGUACAUUGCGACAGCUGCCCCUUUGUGCCAACAUUUAGCCCAAAUCAGUGGCCCUUCAUUUACCACUUUGUGGCAAUGCUAUAAUUUUAAUUUUUACUUUGGCAGUAGAGCAGUACUGCUCCUUUUUUCGUUUUCAUGUAUUUUGAAUCUUGCAUAAAAUUUUAAGUUUUAAAUGUGCGCUGCCAAAAAUUAACCAGGUGGUUUAUUGCGGAUGCAAGUUACCAGCUUGGCGUUUCCCAGUAUUACUGCGAGGUCACACAGUUUCUCAUUUGUGGGAGAACGCUGAGGCUCUUGGAAGAUUGUUUUGUGGUGCAAGACUUUUUAGCUGUGUGUGUGACAGAAACCCCACCUUCGUAGAGUCUUCUUAAUUUGUUUGCUCAAACUUUCAUGUGGCUCACGUUUCUUUUUAGCGUUUAGUUGUGAUAAGCUAUAAGGCUGUCUCAAAAGCUUUAGACAUGUAAAACCCCCCUUUUUUUAAUUCAUGCAUGGCCCUAACGGGGCGUGCCUAAUGUACUUAUCUCGUGCAAUAGCUUUUUCUGUGGGCUGAGCGAGCACUUUUAACAGGCUUUCACAACUUUCUAGAACAGACAUCUCUUUGAUGGCUUCAUUCUCGUCUUGACUUUUCUUUUUUUUGCAUGAAUCUUCUAAAUGUUUCGUUGGAAGCCGAAAUCGGGGCUUUAAUUGCAAGUGUAUGAGUACGCUUUAUCUUUGUUUCAUUUUCGUGAGCAUCGUUUCUGCUCGCACCUCGGCAAAAUAAGGGUGAACGUUUCUCAGCAAUGCAGUAAAUGCACAUGCCGCGUUUGGGAGGUUGUUGUACUGAGCGUCCCUAAACUAUUGCUAAAUCGGCGGCAGCAUGUGUCAGAUAUAACAAAGGAGUGUGAACAGCGGGAGCACAGUUAAGUUGAGGCACUGUCUUGUCCCAACCAGCUCAUAGUCUUAUGUGCCUUUGACGUAUAUGUUCUUGUGGCUUGCUACAGCCUCUGUUUUGUUUACGAGGCACUAUUGGGGGGGAUACUUGAAACAAACAAUAAAGUUUAUGCAACGCGGUGGAUCAGCCAAAUACAUUAAGCUCACUUAUGGUACAUGGCAAAUAAUGUAAAGUGAAGCUUAUGCCAUUCUGCUGUCACAAGAAGAUAUCAGUCUUAAGAGCAGUCUCGUGCACAGCGUUUAAAUUUGCAAGCCGUUCCGUAAAAAAUGAAAAAAAAAAAAAGAACUGGUGAGGCAGUUGAACUAUGUGGCUGCUACUACUAGAACUGUAUCACAACGUCCGUACACUAAAUAUUUCAUAAUUGAAGGCUUACAAUAGGAAAUGCAAGAGACUUGCCUAUAUAUGAGUGCAUUGUUGGCUUGGGUUUCAACAUGACCCGAAAAACUUAUGUACUCAAUUGGAAUCCAGUAUUUUUGAUUCCCUUAAUAUAAAGAUUACUGAUGUCUUCAGUUUGAUGCAAGGCAAAGCAGUGCUGGUAAGGCCUAACACUGGUUAGGCCGCACAGCCUACACCCCAAGGCAAACCGGAGUGUUUGUAAAGUCUGUCUGCCCAAUAACAAGUCGUCAUCUGGCUUGCUUGCGUUUUCUUUCCUUGAAAACGGUGUACCCAUUACUUUCCUAUCAAGAAUGUUAUGUCGCUCUGAACUCUGCAUGCCAAUUGUGGCCAGAAAGUAUUGGUAGUUUGCCUAUAAUUUAUAGAAAGCAUGCACGAUGCAAUGAAACUGCUUUAUAAGAGGGGCUGAUGUGACUGACCAAUUCGCAUAAAAGACAUCAGUGUUCUAUAUAAAACAAGGGUUGAUAAGAAAGUAUGUAUAUACAAACCACCCUAUGUAUAAGAGACACCCCAUAUGAAAGACAAGGAUUGGUCCCCGGUGCAUGUCUUGUAGAUUAAUUCUACUGUAGAUAGUUAUUCAUGCGUGGCAGAAAUAUGCUCUAAGUAUGCAUUUUUGCCUUGAAGUGUCUUGUCUCAUUGGUUAUCAGGUUUGGUGUGAUGAGCGCUACUUUUUCUAGCACCAUUUCCAAGAGCUGCAUGCAUAUUUUAAGGCAACGGCCCGUACUUACCACAGACAUGACUGCCAAGUCGUGACAUGUAAUUUUCAGUAUAUUUGGCAUGUUUGACAUACCGUCGUAUCUAUUCGACCGAGGUUUUGCUGCACAUUUUUUAAUGUUACCGUAGUUGGCUUACUCCUGCAGCUGAGAUGAGUCUUUGGCACCAUCUUGUGAACACUUGCAACAAUAUAUAUGCCUUGUAUACACCUUUCUGGAGAGCUUUUACUUGUAUAUUGCCACAUAUAUUGUCUGUCUGGUGCGUGAGCUGGGUUUUCAAGAUGCUGUGGCCAUGACGGGAUUCUGCUACACUGCCAUUAUUCCAUGUGGGGUGUGUAGUUUCGAUGAACUGUGUGCGUCAUGUCUGUUUAUAUGAUACCAAAUGUUAUUUUUUAUACCCUGUUUGGUGUGUUCACAAAUAAACGGAAACAUUUUUCACAUCCGAA